AUGUCUCUAACUACGGAAGUGCAUUCCCAACUCUGCGAUCUCGUAGACAAAGCCUGCGAAGACCAACAGUCUGGAAUCCCCGGGGCCACGGUCGUGGUCGUUGGCAAAGAUGGCAACGAACUAUUCGCCCACUCUGCGGGUAAGCGAGGUGCUGGAUCCGAAGAGCCCAUGACCUUGGACACCAUCUUCUGGAUUGCAUCUUGCACUAAGAUGCUGACUGGUGUUGCCUGCAUGCAACUGGUUGAACAAGGUAUUCUCAAGCUGGAUGAUGGAGAGCAGACAGAAGGUCUUUGUCCUGAAUUGAAGAGUCUCGAGGUUUUGCAGCCAGAUGGUACUCUUAAGAAGAAGAAGAAUGCAAUUACUCUGCGUAUGCUAUUGACCCAUACUGCUGGAUUCGGCUAUACCUUUUUCAAUGAAAGACUGAGACAGUGGUCGCACCCGGUUGGCGUGGAUGAGUUCUCUGGGAGAAUUGAAGAUAUGAAGGUGCCUCUGCUAUUCCAGCCCGGUGAAGGCUGGGAAUAUGGCGUUGGUGUUGACUGGGCAGGAAUCGCACUGGAACGCGCAACAGGCCUGACGCUCAACGAUUACCUACAAAAAAACAUAUUUGUGCCUCUUGGAAUCAAGGAAAUGUCCAUGAUACCGAACCAAGACAUGCGCAGAAGGCUGGCAUAUAUGAAUAAUCGAAAGCCAGAUGGCACCCUAAACCCCCGAGACCAUCUUCUUCGGGCGCCUCUGGUUGUUGACCUGGAGAAUGACGCCGAAGUCGCCAGAGUGUUCAACAGCGGCGGCGGGGGUAUAUUUGCCAAGCCACAGGAGUAUUGUAAGGUCCUCGCUAUGUUGUUAAAUGACGGAAUAUGCCCUAAAACGGGCAGCAAGUUGCUUCGCAAGGAGACUGUCGACGAAAUGUUCUCUAACCAGAUCCCUCAGUUCCCCAACUACAGCCGUCAAAGCAUCCCAGCUGCAAAGCCGGACCUGACCAAUCCUAUUCCUGAGCUGUAUCCAGUUCAUGGGAACCCACCACAGGGUUGGGGCUUGACUUUUAUGCUGAGCAAUGGUGGUCCGACAGGACGAUCAAACAGCGCAGCGCACUGGGCUGGACUGCCGAAUUUGUGGUGGUGGGCGGAUAGGGAGAAGGGCGUUGCGGGGAUUGUUUGUACACAGAUUUUACCGUUUGGGGAUGCUCAGGUGAUUGGGCUAUGGGCAACAGUUGAGGCUGUGAUAAACAAAGCUCUUCAGUGA
This is a messenger RNA of Penicillium griseofulvum, 1239 nucleotides long. Its product is annotated as serine hydrolase domain-containing protein. The record is from RefSeq and is a predicted model, not a curated record. NCBI's taxonomy places the organism in Eukaryota, Fungi, Ascomycota, Eurotiomycetes, Eurotiales, Aspergillaceae. The transcript has 3 exons. Bases 1 to 1239 code for a protein of 412 amino acids.